UCAAUUGCUGAUAUAUUUGCCACCUUAGAGUCAACACUGGAAAUGCUCCGAAUUUAUCAGACAAGACCAGGGCCAAAAGAACGUGGGGUGGAUUCAGUCACACACUUUCAUGAUAACUGCCUGGAAGGAAAGGGAAACAUUUCUGACAUGAGAAACACGGUUUUAACACAUCUUAUCAAGAGGCUGCGAAGCUGUUUCAGAGAUGCCAACCAAGAUGUGGUGAAGGCAACCACGAUUGGAAGCUUUAAACUGUGGCCAGCAAAAAUAAAUCAAGAAUUUGGAGAAAAAGAGGUGGCCAUCCUGAUUGCACAUUAUGAACCAGUAUUAGAGGCAGCCAAGGUGAAAAUUGAUCAAGUAGACACAGAAUGGAGCAUGAUGAAAUUGGAGAUCUACUCUAGAUUUCAGAACAUUCGCAAACUGACCUGGGAUUUUGUGAAUUCUGUUUAUUCACACAAGUAUCCAAACAUCCUGACGCUCAUUGACCUCGUGCUGAGCCUGCCUGCCAGUUCAGCUGAGGCAGGACGCGGCUUUGGUCAGAUGAAGCGCACCAGGUCCCAAAUGCGUGCCAAGGUCGAGGCUGACAGCAUGACGGAUCUCCUGAUAAUCCAGUUGAAUUCUCCGGACAUUAACAACUUUGACCCUAGGAAAGCCAUUCAUUUAUGGAAUACAAGAACACCAUCCUCAACUGAUGACACAAGACCUAACUCAGAUUGCUCAUCAAACUCAGAAAGCCUUGGUGAAAGCGACUAGUAAUGUGAUAAAUAUCAACCUCAUCAUUGAUCCUAGCAAAAAGAACUGUUUUCAAAAACCUGAAAUUUAAAAGUCACCAGUCCUCACAUCAAACACAAAAGGCAUUUGGCAUCAUCCAGACAUACAAAGCAAAAACCCAAAGAUUGGUUUUCCUAUAACCUUCUAAUUCUAGUUCUAUAUUCACACAUUCUUUCACACUCUUUGGGUGAAGUGUAUACCUAAGCAAUGGUACUAUCUUGACAUCAUCUUUCUGAGAGUUAUUGCUAAGGGUAACCAGACUAUAAUUAUGAUCAAGAGUGCGUCUAGGCCUGGCUUACAAUUAACUGUUUUUCCUGGAUAAUUCUAAUGGAUGGCUGCAUUAGAUAAGUAACUUAGGGCCAAAUGGAAAUAACUUUUUUUUAAUCUGUAAAUAAAAUGUGUAAGCUUAUCUAUUUCCAUUACUGCAUUAUUUGUGAAGGUCAUAUUAUUAUAUGCCUUGAUCAUUUAAGAAACAAGGCCAAAGAUCAAAAUAGUUUUUGCAUUUCACACUAAAGUCCGCAGAUAAAUAAACCCUAUGUGAACUGAAAGUAUUUUCUUAGAACACUUUGCUUGUGCCAUAGGUAUUAGAGACAGUGGAACUAUUUUACAAAUCUACCAGAAAUUUUAAAUACUUUGAGCCUCUUCAUGGUUUCAAUUGAGUUUAUUUCUGGUUUCAUUUUAAGGAACAUGAAUGAUUUAUUUCUAACUUAUCUGAAAACCAAUGUAGUAUCACAUACAAAGCUCAUUUUACCAAAAAUUCCACUACCUGGAAAGGUUAUUCUCAUUUCUAUAAAAUUGGAUAU
Dama dama (fallow deer) is the source of this 1571-nucleotide messenger RNA. RefSeq lists its product as uncharacterized. The transcript is spliced from 4 exons. The record is from RefSeq and is a predicted model, not a curated record. The coding region runs from base 43 to 750 and encodes 235 amino acids. Gene Ontology annotation, molecular function: protein dimerization activity. Lineage: Eukaryota; Metazoa; Chordata; Mammalia; Artiodactyla; Cervidae.